Paramecium tetraurelia is the source of this 1038-nucleotide messenger RNA. RefSeq lists its product as uncharacterized. The record is from RefSeq and is a predicted model, not a curated record. The transcript has 4 exons. NCBI's taxonomy places the organism in Eukaryota, Ciliophora, Oligohymenophorea, Peniculida, Parameciidae.
AUGUCAUACUCCUGUACUGAAAAACUAUGGAAACCAAUCAUUCGACCUCCAAGACACUAUUAUUAAUUAAAAGAUUUAGGCAAUCAAAUCACAAUGAUUGUCGAUACGGUUACGAAACGAACAGAUUUUGAAAUUGUGAAUAAAAGAAAACUUACAUUAUAAUGUAGUCUCUUUGAACCAGUGAGAGUUCAAGAUCGGUAACACUCUUGUAUGAUUUAUCUGCAUGGAAACUCUAGCAGCCGAGUUGAAGCAUUGACAAUCUUGGAAUACUUGAUCCCUUACAACAUAGCCGUUUGUGGAAUUGAUUUAUCAGGUAAGCCAUCACUCAUUAAUCCAGGUUCUGGACAUUCGGAAGGCGUUUACAUUUCUCUUGGUUAUUACGAAUCUCAAGAUGUGCAGAGUCUGAUUGAUUAUCUAAGAGAUCAUAAACCUUACAUAUCUUAAAUCGGGUUAUGGGGGAGAUCAAUGGGUUCCGUAACAGCCAUCUUCAGUGCCAGUUAGAACGAAGAUAUUAAGGUCCUGGUUUGUGACAGUCCCUUUUCUAAUUUGACUGUCUUGUGUAAAGAAAUUGCAACUUCCGGUUAUGGAGUACCUGGGUGUUGUUUUGAUUGUUUUUUCUGUUUUGUGAAAUCCAAAAUUAGAAAGGAAGCUAACUUUAAUGUGGAUGACCUCAAUGUCCUCCAAAUAGUUGGGAGUAAUUAUAUAAUGUCCAUUGCAUUUUUGAGUGCCAAUCAAGAUUAAUUGGUCCCCUCAAAACAUGCCAAACAAUUGCAUUGCUUUUUCAAAGGAACCAAAUUACUCAAAUCAUUUGAUGGGCAUCACAACUCAAAAAGACCAAAUGAUGUCAUGAAAGAAGUGGCAGAUUUUGUUAUUUCUUAACUGGGCAAAUAACAGAGCGAUUAACCUCAGAGUUCAAGAGACACCAAAUUGUUGUUGCUGCACAACCAGAGAGAAAAGAUAUCUUUCCAAUAUGAUGAGGUUCAUCCAAUUAUGACUGGAGGUUAAAUUUCCAACAAUGAAUAAAAUAUUACAAAAUGA